This is a messenger RNA of Penicillium macrosclerotiorum, 1146 nucleotides long. RefSeq lists its product as uncharacterized. The coding region runs from base 1 to 1146 and encodes 381 amino acids. The record is from RefSeq and is a predicted model, not a curated record. Lineage: Eukaryota; Fungi; Ascomycota; Eurotiomycetes; Eurotiales; Aspergillaceae. The transcript has a single exon.
AUGGAGCCCGUGGAGAACCCGAUGCCAGUCAUGGCCAGCCAUGCCACCCAUCGAGAAUCGUGGGAUUCUCUUUCUUCCACCUUCGCCAACCUCGAGGUUUCCUUCUCGCAAGACAGCUGCUACGGCUCCGACGAAGUCUCCGUCUCUUCCAACAAUCCAGCCCCGCUCCCAUCUAGUAUCGACACCUGUACUACCAAACACGAGAGUUCAUCCUUGCAUCCCAUCUUGAAAUCGAUCCUGAAAAACUCAAACGCCGAUUACCACCACGACACUGAAUCUGAAUCCGGUUACGGAUCGGACGAUAUUGAGUUUGACUAUGAUGCCUUCUCCGACGAGGACGAUGACGACGACCUGUCUGAUUUCUCUGUCUGGGAAGACACUCCAGAAAAUGUCCCCGAGACGCGAGAGGAUCGUACCGAUACUUUCGACGACUCAUUUAUCGGCUUCGAGCCCUCAGUCCAGUUUGAUCCCAUCGUCCAAUUUAUCGACACUCCUGAUCACUCUGAAGCAGAGGACGAGCCCGAGAGAGCUGAAAUGACGUGUCACGAGAUGAUGCUGCUGUCACUUCAGUCCGGUGGUUCGCCCGCCUCUUCGAUUCAAUCCGAUGUGGAUGACAUUUCGGACGAUGAGGGUGACCACCAUCACAAAGAAUUUAUCCGAAACUGCACCACUUACCCUGAGGAUUUUACUCAUGACGCAGUGGAUGUGGACCGUCAACUCUUUGUCGCGUACAUGAAUGGCAUUCACGGAAUUGCUGAUGCCAAAUACAAAACUUAUCUCCACGCCCAAGCCGACAACAUCAGAAUGGGCCACGAAAUUGAGUCCAUGCAUCCGGAUGAUGCACCUUGCAUGUACCUCGACCUGAUCCAAUCCCACGUCAUCGGGGUGUUCCGGAAUCUCCUCUGCGUGGAUGAACUGAACGAGUUGAUCGGGCUGCGUAAGGAAGAGAUGACCGUCGCACAGGCUGAGACCAACUCUGCUGUCCUGAAUCAGAAUCAUCACCAUAUUCUGCUCGAUAAGGUGGAGCACCUUCUCCUUGACCGUCUCACCAAUGGACGCGUUGACAUGUAUCCCGACGAGCUGAGUUUCUUUGCCGGUGGCGUUGUGCAUGCCCUCGGCACACAGGACCUUCCUGCGCCGACCUAG